CAUGAAUACUCUAAUUAAAUCAAUAGCAGGGAAAUUCUCGACAGUUGCAUUGCAUGCUGUUGUACCUUUUACAGGGUACAAGUACGAUGACAUCGAUACCUCCAAAAGUUAUAGAUUGCGAUCUUUACUCUCUGAAAUUUGGGACAACAGAAUUGAUGAAGGAUUUCACAUGGCUUACGAGUAUUUAUUGCUUUAAAUUGUUAGACAAUUCAUUCAAGCACUCAGUGAGAAAGAUUACAAGUUCAUCUCAACAAUAGCUAAUGCAAGUCUAGAAAGAUCUCUGGAGAAAUAUAAUUUUCAAUUGUUAAAUCUCUAGAAUGGAACAAAAGAUAUUAUCUAUUCUGAUUUAACGUAUGGUCUCAUACUAUUAAUAGAUUGUCCAUUGGUGAUAAAUCACAAUAGUGUGUAAAGAUGUCUCUAUUUGACUGUGUGAAUUUGGACAUAUAUGGUAAUGAUCAUGAACGAUCUGAAAUUGAAAAGUACAUCCAUACAAUAUUUAGUGUCACCUUCCGAAUUGAGUGUUACAUACUGUCAUAGUUAAUGUUGUAUCCAACACCUGAAGCUCAUUUUGAAUCAAUUUAUCAUAGAGUAUUUAAACAGUCUUAUCCCUUAGGUUAUGUUUGAAUUGAAACUGACACAAGCAGCCAAGACCUCUCCAGAUUUAAUUAAAGUAUUGCUCCUGAGUUCAAAAAAAAGAAUGAAAUACCUCCGAAAUCAUUUUAUAGGCAAAUAAUAUGAAUGGCGAAUUAUGGAAAUAGAUAAUUUAAACUUGUGA
Paramecium octaurelia is the source of this 775-nucleotide messenger RNA. Lineage: Eukaryota; Ciliophora; Oligohymenophorea; Peniculida; Parameciidae. The record is from the annotation of a GenBank genome assembly.